AAUAAAAACAACAAAAUGAUUACCAUGAACGAAUUGGUGGAUUUAAGAAUGCAACAACAAAUUGCCCAAGAGAUUAUUUAUCGCCAACAAAUAAUGCAACGGAUACCCGAUCCAUUUGCCGCUGCCAUGAUGCCCUCCAUGCAUUUGCCACCCCACAUGUUGAUGCCGGCCCAUCCCCCACUACCCGGCGUCGAGGCUAAAUUGGAGAACAAAGAUUUAUGGCAACAAUUCCACAAGAUCGGCACAGAAAUGAUUAUCACCAAGACUGGAAGACGUAUGUUCCCCUCUAUGCGUGUCUCCCUUAAAGGCCUCGAAGAAGAAUCUCAAUAUUGUGUUCUCAUCGAAAUGGUUCCAGUGGGAGAUUGCCGUUACAAAUUCUCUGGUUCCCAAUGGGUACCAGCCGGUGGUGCUGAACCUCAAUCACCCCAAAGAAUGUAUCUGCAUCCCGACAGUCCAGCCACCGGUUCCCACUGGCAAGCCCAACCAAUUCUCUUCAAUAAAGUGAAGCUGACCAACAACACUUUGGAUAACAAUGGCCACGUUGUCUUGGCCAGCAUGCACAAAUAUCAACCACGUAUCCAUGUCAUACGCACCAAUGACUUGUCACAAAUCCCCUGGGCUCCACAACAGGCCUUUGUAUUUCCCGAAACCGAAUUUGUGGCCGUCACAGCCUAUCAAAAUGAUCGCAUCACCAAGCUGAAGAUUGACAACAAUCCCUUUGCCAAGGGUUUCCGUGAAACCGGUCAAUCCAAGUGCAAAAGGAAAAUGUCUCUGUCGCCAGCCUUGUCCGACGAUCAGAAUGCCAACAGUUCGUCACAAACCGAUGAUGAUCAAUCGAGCAUUGCCAGCAGCCAGGAUUCCCCACCAUCUCAGAACAAACGUUUCUGCAGUCGUGAAGAACCCCUACCCUAUAUGGAUUUGAAUGGGGCCAUGCGCUAUGCCAUGCAACAGCAAUCGGCUGCCUCGGCUUUAAUGAACGAAUUUGCGCCGGCAUUUUUCCCACAAAUGCCGUCGGUCGUUGUACCACCAUCAUCAUCCAUGUACAUGAAUCAUGCUGCCUCAUAUAUGGAUGCCAUGGCAAUGCAACAACGUCUGCCCUUCCAUUAUCAACAUCAGAAUUCCGGCCAGUCGGACAACGAAGAAAGCUCCAGCGUGGCGGAACAAGCCAAUGAGCUGUUUGUGGAUGUUGUCAGCACCUCAUCAGAGGAUUAUCAGACACAACACAAUACAACACCCUCAGCAUCACCUGUUAGUAAAUCGAGUCAAUCGCUGCCACAAACACCAGCUUCCGUAGCAUCGCCAUGUGGCCCCAAACGCUCGAAUUCCUCCGAUUCGUUGUUAUCCUGUGAUAUGCCAACAAAACGUUCAAGUUUCAGUAUUUCUUCCAUCUUGGGAAGUAAUACACGAAAUGUGGUGACUGUUUAA
Musca vetustissima is the source of this 1425-nucleotide messenger RNA. Its product is annotated as T-box-containing protein TBX6L-like. Gene Ontology annotation, cellular component: nucleus. Lineage: Eukaryota; Metazoa; Arthropoda; Insecta; Diptera; Muscidae. The record is from RefSeq and is a predicted model, not a curated record. Gene Ontology annotation, molecular function: DNA-binding transcription factor activity, RNA polymerase II-specific; RNA polymerase II cis-regulatory region sequence-specific DNA binding. The transcript has 2 exons. Gene Ontology annotation, biological process: regulation of transcription by RNA polymerase II; cell fate specification; positive regulation of DNA-templated transcription. The coding region runs from base 16 to 1425 and encodes 469 amino acids.